This is a messenger RNA of Hevea brasiliensis (rubber tree), 2097 nucleotides long. RefSeq names its product la-related protein 6B. The record is from RefSeq and is a predicted model, not a curated record. Gene Ontology annotation, biological process: RNA processing. The coding region runs from base 189 to 1748 and encodes 519 amino acids. Lineage: Eukaryota; Viridiplantae; Streptophyta; Magnoliopsida; Malpighiales; Euphorbiaceae. Gene Ontology annotation, molecular function: mRNA binding. The transcript is spliced from 10 exons. Gene Ontology annotation, cellular component: nucleus.
UGAAACCGAGAAAUCCUCUCCAUUUGUCUCCUCGCCCUCUCAGGGCCCGUCCUCUGCCCUGUGCUUUGCUGUGUUCUCCCUGAAAAAGGAAAAAAAAAAAAAAAACCCUAGAUCCCCAAAUUCUAUUUUUAAACUUAACAACAAAUUCAAAAAUCCACACUCAAGAUUGAAUACUGGUAAUUAUAGUAAUGGCACAAGAAGAACCUGAAGUGGAAUCUGCAUCAGAAAACUUAGAUCAAUCUCAAUCUUCUUCAGAUCCAUCGCUUUCUCGGAAUGUAUCCUUCAGUAAACUCAACGCGCAAGCUCCUGAGUUUGUCCCCACGCGCUCACAGCAACAACCGCCUCCUCCUCCUCCUCCUCCUCCUCGGCUCACUGUCGUCCCUCCUCCUCCGCCUCCUGCUGCCAUGAUGCAUAUCUAUCCUCCACCUCCUCCCUCGCCGUUUCAUGUCCCGAUUCAUAGCCCUGUCCCUGUUCCUCACGUGAUCCCUGUCCAGAAUCACCACCCCCAUCCCCAUCCGCACCACCACAACCACCACCAGCACCAGCAUCAUAAUCAGCAAUAUGUUCCGCUUCGGAACCAUAGCAAUCAUCAUCACGGUCAGAAUAGUCACUAUAUGCCUAUGCAGUAUCAUGGGAAUCAGCAUCAUCAGAAUCAAAAUCAUUAUGCUCCCGCUUCCAUGAAGGGUCAGUCAGAGGAAGAAGUGGAGGCAGCUGCGAAGAAGGAUGUAGCAUCAUCAGAUCAUGCGUCCAAAGCUGACAGAAAUGGGCUUUCUGAUGAGGCUGUGCAGAAACUUUUGAAUCAAGUCGAGUAUUAUUUCAGUGAUUUAAAUUUGGCAACUACUGAUCAUUUGAUGAGGUUUAUACAGAAGGAUGCUGAGGGAUAUGUGCCAAUAUCUGUGGUUGCUUCCUUUAAGAAGAUCAAAGCUGCCAUAAAUAGUAAUUCUCAGCUUGCUUCCAUUUUGCGGAACUCAUCAAAGCUUGUAGUUAGUGAGGAUGGAAAGAAAGUUAGACGUCAGCAUCCUUUAACUCAAUCAGAUGUGGAAGAGUUGCAAUCUCGUAUAGUUGUCACUGAAAACUUACCUGAAGAUCAUUGUCACCAAAAUCUCAUGAAGAUAUUCUCUACUGUUGGGAGUGUGAAGACUAUUCGUACUUGUCCACCUCAAACUUCUGGUGGAGGGGCUUCAGCAUCUCGAUCCUCAAAAGCUGAUGGAAUGCAUUUCAGUAACAAGUUGCAUGCAUUUGUGGAAUAUGAGUCUGUUGAGAUAGCUGAGAAAGCAGUAAUUGAGCUAAAUGAUGAGGAGAACUGGAGGAGUGGUCUUAAAGUUCGGUUAAUGCUAAAACGCACGUCAAAACCUACUCAAGCUCGGGGAAAGAAGGGGCAUGAUGAGCAAGGGUACUCUGAGGAAGAUGAGGCUUGUACACCUGAGCAACAGCUGAAUGAAAAACAGAAUGAAGACCCUUGCCAACAAUAUGUUGCUCAUUCACAUGAACUAUCUGGAGAGGAUCAUGUGAAUGACAAGGAGGGUGCACAUAGAAAAGGGCGCAAUCGGGGUCGGGGCAAGGGGCGUGGGAGGGCUCAGUACCAUCAUAAUAACCGUGGAAAUCACAUCGGAACACCCCCUUCUAAUAAUUCAGUUAUUGGUGAGCAGCCAGUGAUGGUGAAGCAACCUCCAGGGCCCCGUAUGCCUGAUGGCACAAGAGGAUUUGCUAUGGGUCGGGGGAAGCCAGUUGCUGUUAAUAUUGCAUGAUAACUAGUCUUUUUCAAGAUAACUACGGAGGAUGGGGAAUUUAAGGGUGGUAUUGAACAUGGGAGUUGAUGGCAGGGUUAUACAAAGGGCUAUUAUCAAUCAGAAGUAGUUGGUGUAAGGGUUGAAUAAUUUAUUUUUGAAUGGAUAUUGCAGAACAAAUUUGGUUAUCAUUUUUAUUUCCUUUUCUUCUUAAUUUUUAGCUGUAUGUUGUAGAAAUGAAAAGAAUGAAACCAUUGGUGGGACUUAUAGGUAAAAUGCAAGUCAAGACUUACAUUACUAAGGAAAAAACUGCCAAUUACAUGCCUCUCUUAAUUUAAGUGAAGUUGGAGGGUUCUGGUUGCUGCCGAAA